Messenger RNA from Kockovaella imperatae, 2319 nucleotides. RefSeq lists its product as hypothetical. The transcript has 3 exons. The record is from RefSeq and is a predicted model, not a curated record. NCBI's taxonomy places the organism in Eukaryota, Fungi, Basidiomycota, Tremellomycetes, Tremellales, Cuniculitremaceae. Bases 24 to 2207 code for a protein of 727 amino acids.
AGGAAGACAGCGCCGACCGUGAGAUGCAUAUGGAUGUGGACGUAGGGUCCGGUUUAGGGUCCGAAGAAGAUAUACACCAAUGGAAGAGUCAUCAAGCUGAUGUGAACAGGUCGAAUUCAAGCCAGAACACAGAUUCGACGAUCCUUCCUCGGGGCGGACGUGGUCGGCCUGUCUUUGACGAGGAUUCAAGCGUGCAAGAGCUCGUUCACCAAGAGUCUCGCCACUCCUGUACCUCUACCGCUUCUCAUUACCAAGCUCAAACUUUUGAGCCUAACACUUACCUAUUGUCCUCCCAUCUUGACAAGUCACAAGCUUUUCUGACUGCUCUAGACCCUGGAGGAGCACGACAGUAUAGGCAGCGAGCCGAUUCGGCCGCUCCGGCCUCACAAAUCUCUUCAGUCUCUUCUUCAAGAUCCAGGCGACCCUCUUCAUUAUCUAUCCGAUCCUCGGUUCACUCUCCUCCUGCAUACUCUCCAUACCGUAUUCCGCUUCCCACGUCUUCCGCUCGGUCCACCAUUAUGACUCAGCAACAAGAUAUUGGAGAAGGCGGGGCAGAGCCCCCAAUCGUCAGAUCGGGCAAGAUUCCUCUCGAUGAGCCUUCAACUCCAGUCCGAUUAUCCGCCUCGUCGUCAAGCGACAAGCGAAUCAAUUCUAUGGAUCUACCAGCAACGCCGCGAUCAGCCGUCUCCGUCAGCUCAUCUCCCGCUCUAGCCUCGCCUUCAGGUUCCAUGUCCCUGUCCAACAGGCGUAAAAAGGCACCUCCAUCAUUCCCUUCUUCACCUCGACAGGAUGUUCCGCCCGUCUCCGCAUCGCAUCUCCAAAUCUCGCAGAGGACGAGAUCAGGUCUCAGCUCGCCGCCCAUCCCACGGACGGACAGUCCAACAUCUCAAUCUUUACCUCUCCUUACGCCCGCGAUCCUCAAAGUCCCCACUACCCCCAUCUCCUCGCCUGCGUUCAACAGAUCUGGCUAUGGACAUCCGCUUCCUCGACGUGGCUCUCACAAUGGUCUCCCACCAAUCAGAGGAACCAGAAGUCCUCAUUCGCCAUACUUUCAUUUAGGGGCUGGAUCGCCCCUGCCACCAAUCCCCUUGUCAGCAUCUGCUCCGUCGCCACAGCGAACUCCAGUACCUCUGGCGCCUCGUUCACAGGCUGGUCUGACAGAGCAGGCAGAAGUCAGGAAAGUAUCGCAAGCUUGGGUAGUGCGGAGCCUUCAGCAGAACGCGCCAAAGGUGUGGUACAGCCCAGAAACGACUGAUUGUCGGAUUGUUGUACCACUUUGGUCCACUCUGGCGGCUCGUAAGAAAUCCAAGGCAGAAACCCUUCAAAAUGCGGCGCAGGAAGCCAUUGUUACAGACGCUAGCGAGGCAGUCAAUGUCGAUGUCUCUGGUGUACGACCCUCGCUGGACACUGGCGAUUCGUUCCAUUCGAAUCAACCUGGUAAGACAUAUUGGCCCCCUACGCCGGAGGGAGUGGCGCACAUCGAUGCAACUCGCGAAGGGAUGGCGCAAGGUAGAGAAGACGUCGUGUCGUCGCACAUCGUGAAGAGGGGCAGGAGAGGGAGUCUCCCGGAACGAGAUCAGAUCCCGGUGCUUGUGUUCCCACUGCACAAAGACUACCUCGUCACUCAGUCCAAGCUCUUUCGUAGACUCUUCUCGUCAACUUCCUCGCAGCUCGACUUACCGAUCCCGAACGAUAUACCGUCGAUGAGGCGCAGUGUCUCAGAUAGCGCCGCCGGACCUGUAUCUUCCGACCCAUGUACAGCGGCCGACGGCAAAUUCAAGGGCGCAAAGAUCCUCCCUACUCCACAGGGUGAACCCACCGCCAUUUACAUGCCCAUGCCUGAUCCUGGAGCUUUUGGUGUGAUUGUCCAUUGGCUCUACUGGGGUGAUCAGAAAGCCGUCGAAAUGGCGCUCAGUCAAGGGAUCAUUGACUGGCAAGGAUUAGUGCACAACAUCGAUUAUUUGGAUCUCGACGACAACAUCAAGCGGAUUGUGGGCAAAUGGUGGAGAAAGUGGGUCAAGACAGAGUCACAGAAUGGAUCUCGCCGUUCUGGUAACGAGUAUGAUGAGGACGAAGAAGCUGAGGAAGAGAAAGACGUGGUAAGAGAAGGGUCAAAUAUGGACGCGGACGAUGACGACAAGAGCGACAUAAUGGUAAUCAAGGGGGAGGUGGAGGAUGAUAUGGUGGAAGGCUUUCAGAACUUGUAAUCAUCUGCCAGCCGGAAGUGACUGUAAUCGGUUCCGUCUCUCCUGUAUCUGUCCGCUUGUAAAGUGUGAAUGGUCAACUCGCUGGAACUCCCCAAAACACGAUCUUCUGGGU